Messenger RNA from Pseudoliparis swirei, 902 nucleotides. RefSeq names its product transmembrane protein 17A. Bases 137 to 805 code for a protein of 222 amino acids. Gene Ontology annotation, cellular component: ciliary transition zone. Gene Ontology annotation, biological process: non-motile cilium assembly. The transcript has 4 exons. Lineage: Eukaryota; Metazoa; Chordata; Actinopteri; Perciformes; Liparidae. The record is from RefSeq and is a predicted model, not a curated record.
GUCCUCCAUGCAUUUGUGUACUUGUGUGACUUAAGACGAGGAGGAUUGGCAGCAGACACGGGAACACAAAUCCGUUUUGGACCGCCAUCCCAUCCCGGACCCGUGGGCUCGUUCACGGUCACCGGCUCUACCCACAAUGCCCGUGUUUUACUCUCCUGUUGCCGAGAGCCUGCAGAUGGGUGUGGCCUACAUGGGAGGCUCUGUGUUCACCAACAACAGGACGGCAGACAGCGACUCAUCCAGGGAGCAGGAGGACGCCUCUGUGGUGAGCGAGCUGGUCUCUCACCUUCCCCUCCAGAUGCUUCUGUACUUCAACAUGUUUUAUUUCCCCUGUUGGUGGUUUUCUGCUGUCUUCAUGUUGGAAGUGAAGUUCUAUUAUCUUCCCGGGUACUACCGGGCUCUGCUCAUCACGGGGAUGAUCCUCCUCACGCUCGUUGAAGUGGUCCGACUCUAUCUGGGCUACGUCGGCAACCUGAAAGAAAAGGUGCCAGAGCUGGCAGCCUUCUGGCUCCUGUCUUUCAUGUUCCAGCUGCCAGUGCUGCUGUUCUUCCUGACCGAUGAGGGGAUUAUCAUCCUGCCCCUAGAGAGAGCCGUCCACUCCCUCUACCUCCUCCUCCUGCUCGCCCAGAUCCUGGCCUCGUUCCUGGCGCUCAGGACCAUGACCCGGAAGCUCACCUUGCUCUUCCAUCUGCGCCAGUUUGGCAAGGUGGAGAGCCUCCAGCACGCGGGGACGAGCCCCGUCUCCGGGCUGCCCUACCGCCGCAGUGUGCUGCCCAUGUCACUCCCCCGGGAUGUGUACCAUUAGAGGAAGAAGCUGUUUGUACAUUCAGUUCACUCUCUGGGUGUGUUUCCGUCUACCUUUUUGGAUGUUCAAUUUGCCCAUAAAAACAAAUCUAAUAUGA